AUGAAGUUCUCUGAUCAUCAUCCUGCUCUUCAGCUCGGCGGGCUCGCUCGCCGCCCCCCCGUCUCGGAGGCCGACGUGGAGGGCCUGUCCAGUCGCCAGGCAGCGCAGAGCAUCGACACUACCAUGAAGAAGAAGGGCAGGAAUAUGAAAUUGGACGUCACCAAGUACUCGCGCGGAAACUUCAACUUCAGCACCGCCGACCAGAUAGGUGACUUCGCGACCUCCAACGGCGAGCUGCGCCGUGGCCACACCGCGGUCUGGCUCAGCUAG
Messenger RNA from Didymella exigua CBS 183.55, 270 nucleotides. Its product is annotated as glycoside hydrolase family 10 protein. Gene Ontology annotation, biological process: carbohydrate metabolic process. The record is from RefSeq and is a predicted model, not a curated record. Lineage: Eukaryota; Fungi; Ascomycota; Dothideomycetes; Pleosporales; Didymellaceae. The transcript is spliced from 2 exons. Bases 1 to 270 code for a protein of 89 amino acids. Gene Ontology annotation, molecular function: hydrolase activity, hydrolyzing O-glycosyl compounds.